UGAAACUUGAACCAAGACACCCACCCUGCAGUAAAUUUGUUCAGUUCGUGUCCAGCAGCAAUGGCAGAAUCAUACUUAUUUUCUGUGCUUGUUGAGCUCGAAGGAAACCCAGAUAUUCCUAAACUUAAAAACAAGUUGGUUAAAUAUUUUCAAAGUAAAAAGUCAUCCAACGGCGGUGAUUGUCUAGUUGAAAUCUCAAAAGGACAAGGAGCAGUUGUGAGGUUCCAGACUGCAGAGGUGAGGCAGAUGGUUCUUGAAAAGCAAGAACACAAGAUCAAGUUGGAUCAAGGUGUGCUUAUACUGAAUCUUCGUCUACCAUCAGAUGAGGUCACAAUUUCACAGGAAAUACCAUCUGCUGUCAACUCAAGCAAACAACCUGCUGUUGUUCCAAAAGACUUACCUGAGAGUGUGGAUGGAGAAACAGCCUGUCCUGAGGACAGUGCAGCAACAGAUAAGACAGAGCUGCAUUCCACCUCAGCAGUGCUGGGAAACAUUCAGAAGGGUAUGAACCAGGCAUUUCUGGAGAUGUUGGUAGAGAACAUCAUGAAUGCCCAAACCUCAGCUUCUCAUACUGCAUCACAGAGAUUCAGUCUGGAAAUCCUGCCUGACAUCAGUAUGGCUGUAGUGACUUUCCAAAAUGUAAAAGAUACUGAGUACUUUAUCUCAAACUGUAUCAGCCACAAGAUAUUCAAGCAGAAAGAAUUAUCAGUAAAACUACUGGAAAUCACAGCAAAAGUGAAAGUUGAAAACAUACCUCCAAAUUACAGUUCAGACCAUCUCCAUCUGUACUAUGAAAAAGAAGGUGAAGUUGUCGACCUUGAAAUGUGUGAAGAGGACCAAUCCGCUAUCAUCACUUUCCAAGAUCCGCACGCUGUUCACAGAGUCACAAAAAAGCACCACGAUGAGAAGCAGCCUAUCAAAGCUUUCCCAUUUUAUGAAUCUCUGGGAACGGCCCUGUAUGACAAAGAUCAACCCACAUUGAAACUCCCAGCUGCCUUCACUGAGAACAUCGACCAGGCCAUUUGGAGAUACCUUUGUGACAAGCAAGAAGCUACUGCAACCAUCAACAAGAUUAUGGCCGAAAACUUCUGCAAAGUAGACCUGCAACACCAUACUGUCCAGUUAAGGCCCCUACCAUCUCUACUCAAACAGAAAGAUGUCAAAGCCAAGCAUGUCAACCAGUGGAAGGACACUGUCAAGGCUACCUUCACUCAAGCCUUGUCUAAAUUCAAAUCCUUGGAGCUGAAUGUACAGGACUGUGCAUGGGAGGAGUCUGAACAGGAGAUCUGCAAGGCGAUGUCUGGUGAGGCAGUGGUUGUCGUCCCUGAUAAGACCAAAGGUGCACUCAUAGUGGUGGGCUUGGUAGAUGAAGUGGAUAGGCUCAGUCAGUCACUAAAGGAAAUCAUGGACAAGAUUGCCAGAAUAAUUGAGAGGGAGAAGACUAGCAAGACAGAGGAGCUCCACCUAGCUCCAUCUAUCUACCAUGUAAUUUCUCAAGAUGGUCUGCAAGGCAAGAUUGCAGGUGAAUACCCAGAACUGAAGAUGGCAUACAACCGUGAGAGCCAGAAUGUGAUCUUAACAGGCUUAAUGCAAGAGGUGUGGGGUGCUAAUAGGAAGAUUAUAGAUGGGGUGUCGGCACUGAAACGGAAGAAGGUGGAAGUGAGCAACUAUGUCCUUGAGUUUCUGCAGGAGGAAGACCAAGAAAAGCUUAGCAACACUCUUUUCACGUCACAGAGUGUUAAUGCAGCACUAGAAAUAGAUAGAAAUGGCGUGGAGCUCCUGGCUGUUUCAGACCUGGCCUUGAGUGAAGCAAAACGCCAACUUGAAAAAUGUUUGGUUUCCAAGUACAUAGAUGUUGAAGACUCCAAUGUCCUGGAGAUGUCAGGGUGGAAGGACCUUACCUCCCGUUUGGAAAAAACAUACAACAUUUUGUCUAGGACUUUCAUGGUGAAGACGUCUGGUGUCCAUCCAAAUAUAAAAGUGGUAGUGGCUGGCAAUAUGGACAUUGUCAAUUCAGUGCAAAAGGAACUUGGUGGCUUCUUACUUCAAAAUGCUCCAGUUGAUGAAAUUCUUCAGAUUAAGUCAAACGCCAUUGUCAAAUUCAUCCAAGAAAAAAAGAGUGCUUGGUCUGAUAUAGUCAAAGGUGGAGUAAAGGUUUCUUUCAAGGAUGAGGCCAUUUGCCUUAGUGGCAUCAGGGUUCAUGUCUCUGACUGCUUGACCUUAUUUAAAGACCUGGUAUCAUCAACAUACUUUGAUACUUUACAAGUCCCAGAACCUGGAGCGAAGAAGUUCUUCCAGGACGAGGAGGACAUGUAUGUUGAAGCCAUCAAAAUUAAGACAGCUUGUGUAGUCCAGCUGGUGGAUGAGAUGCAUCUGGUGAGCAAUGACAAGACAGUCCAGGCUAUGGAGGAAAUGGUGCCGAAAGAGUUUGGGAACCACGGGGGAAAUAAUCUGCAACAGCAUCUGGCCAUAUCCACAGAGACCCAGCAUUGUAGAUGGGAGCAGAGCACAAAUGGGUCAGAGAAAGCGCAGACCAAAGAGGGGCUGACCAUCACACUGAUGAAAGGAAACAUCCAAGAUGCUUUGACUGAGGUUGUUGUGAAUACAGUCGGUAAUGACCUGAUACUGGAUAGUGGAGCAGUCUCCACUGCACUCCUUAAUGCUGCUGGCCCUGAACUUCAGGAACUGAUAAACCAACAUGCCACUGCUGGCAAGGUUGGGGAAGUCAUCAUCACCAAAGGCUGCAACCUCAAAAGCAAGCUGGUCUUUCAUAUCAUUGCUCCUAGAUGGAAUAAUGGACAAGGAGCAACACAGAAGACAUUGAGUAAGAUCGUAAAGAAGUGCUUGGUUCUGGCGGAGCAGCAGCAACUAAUGUCAGUGACCUUCCCCGCCAUCGGCACAGGAAACCUGGGCUUCCCCAGAGACCUGGUGGCCUCUCUGAUGCUGGAUAAAGUCCUCAGAUUCAGCAGUAAGAUGAACCCCAAGCAUUUGAAGGAGGUGGUGUUCAUCCUCCACCCAAGUGAUGUUUCGACUUUCAAGGCUUUCACUGACGAAUUUAACAAAAGGUUCAUGACCCAGUCUGCAAUUUCAAAGGGCUCAGCAUCCACUCAACAAGGUCUUUUCUCUAAGGUCACUUCAAGCUCAGGGAUGCAUGAGACAAAGAUGGGAGGGGUGGUUAUACAGGUCGUCACAGGAGACAUAACCAAAGAGACUACUGAUGUCAUCGUCAACUCCACCAAUGGGACCUUCAACCUUAAGACAGGGGUGUCGAAAGCCAUUCUGGAUGCGGCUGGUCCAACUGUGGAGGCAGAAUGUCAACAACUCACAGCCCAACCUAUAAAAGAUAUGAUUUUGACCGAGCCAGGCAACCUGCAGAGUAAGAAGAUCCUUCACCUGGUCGGCAUCAGUGACCCUCAGAACAUCCAGGAGAGUGUCAAGGAUGCACUUAGAAUGUGCACAAGGAAAGACUUCAAAUCCAUCUCAUUUCCUGCUCUCGGCACAGGCCAAGGCAAUGUACAGGUGAGCCAGGUGGCAGACGCCAUGUUCGAUGCGCUAGUGGAAGUGGUGGCCAAGAAGUCAGUGAACACCUUGAGGCUGGUCCGGAUUGUCAUCUUUCAGACUGCCAUGCUGACUGAAUUUCACAACAGUCUGCUGAAGAAGGAGAACACAGAUGAUCAGGAAGAGGAGGACACUGAUGAUCAGGAGGCAGUCACUGACCUUCAAGAUGAAGGCAGUCUGUUUAAAACCUUUGAAAACAUUGGCACCAGAAUAAAAUCAAUUUUCACUAGGAAUAAAGGUAAUAAGCCACAAAAGCAUGAGAGAUUUGUCUUCAUGGAUAAAGAAGUGCAUCCGGCUUGCUUCCACAUCUGUGGGGAUUCUCAGGCUAAAGUAGAUGAAGCUAAGCAGUGGGUCAUGGACCUGAUCUUGAAGGAGCAAGACAGCUCCAUCAUCACUGACGAUGCCAUCAUCAACUUAACCACUUCUGACCGCCAGCGCAUUAGUAACAUGAUCAACACCAUGGGAGUGAGAGUGGAACAGGGGUCAUCUCAAGACAAGCUGACUAUAGAGGGCAUCACCAAAGAUGUGCUCAAAGUUACUAAUGAAAUCCAGAAGAUGCUCCAAAGGAUCCGUAGUGAAGAGGAACUCAUGAGGAGUGCUGAGCUAGCCAGCACCGUGGUGGAAUGGCAGUACCAGCAGCAGGGAGGGCAGUACCAAAGCUUUGACCUCAUCCAUAACUUCCAUCUGGAGCAGGCAAAUGAGACCAAGAAGCAGCAUGUGGAGGUCACUAUCCAAGGUCGGAUGUACAAGGUCACCCUGCCAAAUGGGCCUGCGACAGAUAACCAUGGCAACAGCCUCGACAUCAGACGCAUUGACAAAGCAGCUCAUGACAGCCUUCCUCAGUAUUGGGAUACCAUGACAGACAACUCUUUAUGCCAGUCCUUCCCCAUCCAGCCAGGAAACUCUGAGCAUGAUGAGGUCCUAGGCCUGUUUCAGGCCACUUGCCAAAACACCGUUCUAAAGAUUGAGAGGAUCCAGAACCCAAGCCUGUGGAGGAAUCUCCAGAUCAAGAAACAAGAAAUGGAUUCCAAGAACUGUCACCAGAACAAUGAGAAGAGGCUGUUCCAUGGAACUUGCCCCCUAAUCAUAGAUCAAAUUAACGCAAACGGGUUCAAUCGGAGCUACGCUGGGAAAAAUGCGGCAGCGUAUGGAAACGGCACCUACUUUGCAGUUGAGGCCAGCUACUCUGCCGAUGACACAUACUCAGUCCCAGAUUCCCAAGGGCAGAAGCACAUGUACCUGUGCAAUGUUCUGACCGGAGAUUUCACAGAAGGACAAGAAGAUAUGAUUGCGCCUCCAGCUAAAAGCAAAUCAACUACUCAACUCUAUGACAGCGUGACAGACGACCCAACAGCGCCAUCCAUGUUUAUUGUAUUCAACGACAUUCAGGCUUAUCCUGCGUACUUGAUCACUUUCAUCACCGACAAUUAAAGGAGCAUUUACUAUCUUACUAUCAUAAGUAUAACUUUUCAUAUGCUUCUUUAAAAAUGUUAGGCUUUCUCUAUGGUUUUAGUUGUCUCUUUUACAGAUUAUUAUAUAGCAAAUCAAGAUUACUUUUUUUCUCAAUAAAUCAGGGUCCACCUUGUUUACUUACAGUUUAGGUUUAUGUACAGUAUGUGCAUUUUCAGAACUCUUAGUACAAAAAACAUCUAAAUAGAAUAUUUAAAAAAAAGCUGUUUUAAGACUCAGCACAUUUUCAAUUGACUAAGUGCAACACACAAAAUCGUAGUAAUUUUUUUGCCAAACUUAAUCAGUUUAAUCUAUAAUACAUGUUCAUAAGGUAAUUACUCUUCGCAAUGCUCAAAUUUCUUGAUCUGAUUGUCUUCUAAUUGAUUAAAACCCAGUUGAAGUAA
Messenger RNA from Oncorhynchus masou masou (cherry salmon), 5411 nucleotides. RefSeq names its product protein mono-ADP-ribosyltransferase PARP14-like. The record is from RefSeq and is a predicted model, not a curated record. Gene Ontology annotation, molecular function: NAD+-protein mono-ADP-ribosyltransferase activity; NAD+ poly-ADP-ribosyltransferase activity; transcription corepressor activity. NCBI's taxonomy places the organism in Eukaryota, Metazoa, Chordata, Actinopteri, Salmoniformes, Salmonidae. Gene Ontology annotation, biological process: protein poly-ADP-ribosylation; negative regulation of gene expression. Gene Ontology annotation, cellular component: nucleus; cytoplasm. The transcript has 17 exons. Bases 61 to 4989 code for a protein of 1642 amino acids.